AUGGCUUCGCCAUCAAACUCAUCAUCCAAAAUCCUUGAGGGUGGGUGCCUAUGCGAAGCCGUCCGCUACAAGAUCUCCUUCCCCAAAGAUCACUCUCUUUCCAACGACACCCUAGGCUGUAUUUGCCAAUGCACCCAAUGUCGCAAACAAACAGGAAGCUUCUUUCUCGCCACUUUGACAGUCCCCGUCUCCGCCAUCGAGUGGCAGGGCACCUCAGAGGACAAGAUCAAAAGAUAUCGCAAGUCGGAAAACAUCGCGCGGGGCUUCUGCGGCGACUGCGGCUCCUUUUUGUUCUGGCAUCCCGACGGGCAAGAUAUCAGCAUCGCCACUGGAAGUCUGGACCCUUUGUAUCUUUUCGGCGAAGGAGUCGAGGGCAAGAGUGAAAUUUCCCCGGAUGGGUUUGCAAAGGAGAUCUUCAGUGGGCGUUUCAACGUCGAGUUUUGUGAGAGUGAGAUCAAGGGCGUCACGGAUGGUAUGCCGAUUCUUCACAAGGGAAAGCGAUGUCAAGGCGAUAGCUCCAAAUCUUGA
This is a messenger RNA of Fusarium musae, 528 nucleotides long. RefSeq lists its product as uncharacterized. The record is from RefSeq and is a predicted model, not a curated record. The coding region runs from base 1 to 528 and encodes 175 amino acids. Lineage: Eukaryota; Fungi; Ascomycota; Sordariomycetes; Hypocreales; Nectriaceae. Gene Ontology annotation, molecular function: carbon-sulfur lyase activity. The transcript has a single exon.